AAAAAUUAUUCGACUAGCUCGAUUAUAAAUGGCGUGCUGUUCUGAAGGAGGUUACGCCACAAAUCGCUUCCAAAUUACUGUGGAUAGCAACUUUCUUUGUCCAGUCUGUGCUGAAGUCUUAAAAGAUCCUGUUCAAUGUCGAAAUCAACAUUAUUUCUGCAAAAGCUGCAUAAAGAAACACCUUGAAAAGAAUGCGAAAUCAUGCCCUAUUUGUGUGCAAGAUCUGAGCGAGGAAACAUUGGCUCAGCCUCCUAGGAUUCUUACAGAUUAUUUGAAUGGUCUUAUGAUUAGCUGCGAUCACUCGGAAAGAGGUUGUACUGAGGUGCUACCAGUUUCAGGACUACAAGCACAUGUUCCUGAGUGUAACUACCGUCCCAUUGUUUGUACAAAUGAGAAAUGUGGACAAACAUUCAACCAAGAAGAUCUGACUGAACACGUGAUCAAUGCAUGUGAGUACAGACUGGUACAUUGCUCUGACUGUGAGGAUGAAAUGAUUUAUAAGAAGUUCAGUAAGCAUGCAUGUGUACUCACUAAGGAUCUCAACAAAUUGGAACUAGAAAGGUCAGAAAUAAAAAAUGUUUUGGGAGAAAUUUGCAAUUCCCAGAAAGAAAUAGUUGAUUCUCAGAAAGAAAUGUGCAAUUCCCAGAAAGAAAUCUUGAAUGCGGUACGAGAUUUGGUACAUGAUCAACGAAACAUAGCAAUCUCACCAAUCCCACAAGCAUCCUCACCAAACGUUAUCGCUAGUGUCAUGGUUAUUGGUGGCAAGAAUGCAGAGGGUAAUUUGAGCUCAGUUGAAGUUUUGUAUCCAGGUUCUCAGACAUGGAAAGUGUUGCAAUCCAUGCAAGAAUCCCGUGGUUCUGCGGCAUCAGUAUUGUAUGGAAAUGAUGUCAUUGUCACUGGAGGACGGUCCAUCGAAAGUAGUAGUGAUACAAUAGAAAGAUUGUCAUUGGUCUGCAAGCCGUUGAAGUGGAUUCCUUUCCUUGCAGAAUUGCCACUGAAGAUUUGUGGACAUAAGGUUGCUGUAGUUAACAACUGCCUUUAUUUGGUUGGUGGAUAUGCUGGGGGAAAUUCUCUGAAUGAUGCUAUUUACAGCAUCUUACUUCAUCCUCCAUACACCAUAGAAUUGAAAUGCAGAAUGUCACAGCCGAUCUGUUUUCAUGGUCUGCAAGCUUUCAAAGAGUCCCUGUUCAUAUUUGCGGGAUCACAAAAUGGUAAUGUUGAUACUACUGUUAACACUGUAUUAUCGUAUAAUACAGUGAGUGAUGAAAAGAAAGAAAUGCAGUCUUUGCCUUUUGCAAUUUGUGAUGUAGCCACUGUAAGAUGGAAUGACAAUGUCAUCAUUAUUGGGGGCACCACUAAUACGUCUGUGUCUUUAAACACAGUAAUCCUGUACAGCGUGAAGGAAAAUAAGCAUAAAAUGUUGGCAUCAAUGAAGCAUGCAAGGUCGUCAUGUGCAGCAACAAUUGCUGGUAACAAAGUCAUUGUGAUGGGAGGUUAUGAUUGGUUUGAAAAGAAAAGUCUUAAUUCUGUGGAAUGUUUUGACCUGGAUCACCAAGUAUGGGAAGAACUUCCAGCGAUGAAUGAAGCCCGAAGUGAGGCCACUGCUGUGAUCUAUGCUGGGCUAUUUUAGUGUGGAUUAUUACAGCUUGAUAACAGGUGUGUAUACACAGCCUUAUUUCAUGAGUUCUGGCUAUGAACAACUGGACUUCCAGGCAGAAUGGAAAUAACUUUGCUAAUUUUAAAGCUUAAUUAAUUAUUUAAUAUAGAUUAGAGUCGGUACUCAGCUUCAUGCCAGACUGCACCAGGCAUUAGAAACAUUUCAUAAUCAAGAGAUGAUCAGCUUGAGGUUGGAGAUAUAGAAAUAUACAGUGUGUAUAAAAAAAAAGUAAUCGAACUUCAGCAUGUUAUUGUAUGUGUAAUUAUGAACAAAUUGUUUCAUAUUCGGAAAGAUCAGGCUUUUAGCUGUUGAAUAACAUGUUUUUCAUGCCAAGUGGAGAAAAAAUAAGCAAGUACGAGUCCGAUAAAAAAUGUUAGUCAGAAUCGCAUAUUUUCACCUGUGUGUUUAAUCAAAAAGCAAUUAAUCACGAACGUGUCGUAGCUUAGCUAAGAUUUAUUCCUACUUGAUAAUAAUUAUGAAUAUGUGCGCAGUAAUUCAUGAAAAGUUCUAAAGGGGGUUAAUUUUCAAUGGUUUUAGACCCAACUCUCAACAGUGAAAAUAUGCGAUUCUGACUAACAUUUUUUAUCAGAUUCGUAUCUGCUCAUUUUUUAUCAUUUUGAGAACAUAUCAUUCAACAGCUAAAAGCUUGAUUUUUUUCAAAUAUGAGAAGAUCUCAUUCAUAUACAGAAUAAUUCAGAAACAAUGGUGCGCUGAAGUUUGAUUACUUUUUUUAUACACCCUGUAUAUAUAAAGUUAUGACAAUAUAUGUCAUAUAUAAAUUGUGAAAAUGAUCAUAGCUCUACUAACAAUAAUGUUACAAACUAAGGAGAAAUUUUAAAAUUUCUGCAUUAAUGGUUUUUGAAUGGUUUUUAAAGAUUUACCAUGCAUAAUCAAAUAAUGUAAAAACUGAACUCUUACCAUUAUUGGUUAUUAUAGAUUUCUGAUAUGGUAAAUUGGUAAAAACCAUGUUUAAUGUUUACCAUUAACCCUUUAAGUGGCAAUGCACCCCAUUGCGCUGUACUUUAGUAUUUUACUCUGUCUGAGACCAGAGUAUUUUACUUUGUCUGACACCAGAUGAUCUUACUUGUCAAGUGAAGUGGAUAGUGCUGCCACUCAAUGGGUUAAUUAAUGGCAUUUUCCUAUAUGCACAGAAAAAAUAAAGUGCCAAAUGUCAUAUCAAUUGUACAUAUUAACCCAUUAGAGUGCAAGACUCUCCCCUUGACGAAUAAAAUUGUCCGGCGUUACACAGAGUAAAAGAAUAAAGUAGGGCGCAUUAAACAUGGUAUUUACUGAUAUACCAAAUGGGAAAUCUACAUAUAAUAACCAAUAACUGUAAGAAUUCAGUUUUGACAUUCAAAAAGCCAUUAAUGGAAAGUAGUGGUUACCUCCUAGCUUAUUCCACUAAUUAGCUACAUUAGACUGUAGUAUUGAUUCAUUAAUUCUCCAUGACAUUACUGCCGUAUAUUUAGAGUUUCAAAUCCUUCAACCAAGUUGUAGUUCAGCCCUUCUUGCUAGUGACACAGCCUGACGUACUUGAGUUGAAGCAGGAUUUUGAAUUUUUCCAUGUUUCUUGUAUCCAAGCACUAUCACGGCCAGGCAAGCUAGCGGAAACACAAAACAACUGUUUGAUUAUCGGUAAAAUUUUAGGUACAAGAAGCAAAAACAUAGGCAUAGCAUUUCGCGGAGUAAUACUCUUAUAGAUUAGAGCAAUUCACUAAUAGGUAAUUAGUUUUAAGUAAUAAAUAAAUAAAUAAUAAGUAAUUAAGAUUAUGCAUCAGAGCAUUAACUUAAGAUUAGAGUUUGUAUAAGAUUAUGUGAAAUAUAUUGCAUGCCUUUUGUAUAUCUUUUACUGCGGC
This is a messenger RNA of Paramuricea clavata, 3513 nucleotides long. Lineage: Eukaryota; Metazoa; Cnidaria; Anthozoa; Malacalcyonacea; Plexauridae. The record is from the annotation of a GenBank genome assembly.